ACAGCCGUCCAUCCAUUGCCCCUUAUUUUAUGUUGACGUUGUUGAACAGGCAAUAGAUAGAGAUAGAGAGGCCAUCAUCAUUAACCACAAGCAGCUCGAGAUCUAUUGUUGGCUAGCUACUAGACAAUCUUCCCCAAGAUGAAUACCCUUCGAAGGUUUUCUCGAACUGCCAACCAGAGAUCCAGGAAAUGGCAACCGACGACACGAGUCCUUUCCACAAAGCCCUCUUCUUGCGUUUCCAGUCUGCCAUCACUUUCCAACGAGGAACCGUUUGUCUCAGUGUCGUAUGGCUCCAUUAAUAAUAAUGUCAAAGGUGGUAGCCAUCGACCAUCGUAUUUUUGGCAAGAUCAUCGACAGGUCCUUGCUUCCUCCAUGCUAAAACGACAAUCCUUCUCGACCAGCACAACAUCGGAUGGGAAUACUUUUGAUUUCAAGAAACGGUUGCUGGCCAGCGCCCUCCAAGGGGAUGCACCUCAAGCACAAUCCAUUUUGGAACAAAUAGAAGAUCAAAUGAGAGCAUCCAACCAAAAAUCGACAGAAAGAGAGGAAGAAUCGCUUUUGGAAUGUCGAGAAGCCGUCUUGGAUGCAUGGAUCAAGUAUCAGAAACUACUAUUGACGGAAUGGCAAGCGUUGCAGGAAGCAACAGUUGUUAGUAAUGCCCCCAAGCAAGAGCAAGACGACAAUCCGCAAACAACAGCACAACCUCUAGUGGAAACCACGACUACUAAUACUAGUGGUAGCAACAAACAACGCAAGAAACAGCUGCAAGCACAAAUCUACGAGGCUGCCGAAAACGCCCAUCAAGCCUUGGAGAAAACGGUGCCCUUUUUGAACCAGUGGAGUGUUAUUUCCUUACAGCAGGUACAAUCCACAAAGAAAGGGGAUGCUUCGGACGAACCAUAUUUGGAAGAUGCUAUUAUAGGCCCAUCAUCAUCAUCCUCCUCGGGCAGAAACAAGGCGGUGAUAUCGCAUCGAUGCAAUGCCGUUCUCGAAGCGUGGGCCAUUGCCUCUCGUGUCAAUGCCAGCAGCAGCAGCAAACACAAAAAGAACCCCACCAGCAGUACUAGUAAAAAAGGAAUUCCCCAACGAGCCACCCAAUUAAUUCAACGAAUGCAAGCUGCCCCUGCCACCACACAAUCCACAACGAUCGAGUCCUACAACUGGGUUUUGGAGUCGUGGGCGUGGAGCCGCGAACAUUUGCGAGCCACCAUGGCCCAGCAGGUGUUUGACACCAUGGCAGCCAACCGAAGACGAGCCAAUGGAGAUUCUUAUCGAUGGAUUAUUCAGGCUUGGUGUCAAAGUCGACAGCAAAGGUCAGCCUUUCAUGCUACGGGGCAUCUCAUGAAGUGGUUGCGACUAUUGGAAUAUCGAAGGGAACGCAUCGAACCGACACCCGAAAUCUAUCAUAUGGUGAUGCAAGCAUGGACGCAAGCAGGCGAUCGAAAUGCUCCCAUGAAGGCCGCGGGAAUUUUGAGAAUCAUGGAGUUUGCCCAUGCCAAAUCGUUUUGCUCUGUCCCUGUCGAUGAGACGUGUUACCGCCACUACCUGGGUGCGUUGGGGCGUUGGAGCGUAGUGCCCGAACAAGGUCCUUUGGCCGACAAAAUCAUCAACCAGCUCAAAGAUCGACAGAUCGUUCCUGACCAAGAUUGCUAUGGAGCCGCCAUUCGUGUCCACAAAAACACGGCAUUGAAUCCACUGUUUGCCCAAAGUCGGGAGACUAGUAUUACGAGAGCCGUCGAAUUGUUGGAAGAACUGUCGCUGGCUCAUCACCGGACUGCUCUAAGGGCAAUCAAGCCUGAUACACAAAACUACAAUGAUGUCUUGGAAGCUCUGAGCGUGAGCAGCAGGGCAGUUUCCAAAGAUGUUGCAGAAACAUUGAUCACGGUAAUGGAAAAGGCAUCUGCAGAAGAAGGCAGCGAUUGCGACUUUCGCCCCAAUGCAGACUCAUACAAGUGGUUACUAGCGGUCCACGCAAGGAGCCGGGAUCCAGAUAAGGUAGAAACGGCAAGGCAUGUUUUGGAGCGAAUGACGGAAACUUUCGCCGAAGACAACAAUUCACGGGAUGAAUCAAUUGUUGAUCUCUACAAUGCUUUUCUCGAUGUCUGUUCCUCGGCUGCUCCCCUCAAAGACCACAGCCAGCCAACAAUAUUACAGGAGUCAUUGAAAGCCGUCGAGGAAUUGAAGUCUCGGUAUUCGCUUCAACCCAACCCUCAAACUUAUGCAAACCUACUUCGAGUGUGCAAGAAUCAUCUUGCUGUAGGCAAGGAACGAUCCAGAAUCGUGGAGACCAUCUUCAAGAGCUGCCGAGAUGAGGGUUUGGUCGAUGAAAGAGUACUGCGUUCACUCAAGUCUGUUGCAUCGGAGGACCAGUACAUGGAUCUCGUAGUGUCCAAGAGUGAUUUGGUCGAAGGGAAGCGCAUGGUUCCAGAAGAAUGGACCAGCAACGUCGGUUUGGACAAGAUUGUCUCGGCAGACGGAAGAAAGAUUGCACCGUUGAGCGUCGACGGUCGCUUCACCAUCACCAAGGCGAUGAAAGAGUACCGCAUGCGCAAGCUACGGUCGAAAGCCAAUCAGAGAGUUCUGCAAGGCGGUCGACUGAAACUGGACAAGAAGCAGCAGGGCAUGCCAAUCAUAAUUGAACUUGAAAGAUCAUAACAAUACUGCAAUACUAAUGAAUGAUUUACAUAC
Messenger RNA from Seminavis robusta, 2688 nucleotides. Lineage: Eukaryota; Bacillariophyta; Bacillariophyceae; Naviculales; Naviculaceae. The record is from the annotation of a GenBank genome assembly.